AUGUGUUCUACAACAAAGAAAAUGUGGGGUACAUUGACUGUCAUGUUUGAGGGUUGCUCUACUUCCAUGGAAUCUACCAUUACUACUCUCACUAGGAGGUAUGAGAGAUUUUUCUCAUUGAGAAAUGAAUCCUUGACUGACACUCAUACCCGCUGUAAUGCUUUAGUGAAUGAUUUAGCUGCUAUUGGAAUUACUAAGAAAACUGAUGUGUUGAAAAGUAAAUUUCUUGAUUCAUUACCACCUAAAUGGAAUAAUUAUAUUUCUUCUGUGAAACUAAGUUCUGUGUAUCAAGAUCUUUAUCUCCCUGGACUUUUUGGUUUACUUCAUAAUCAAGAAUCUUCAGAAGCUGAGAAACUAAUUGCUAUGGAAUCUGAUGUUGAUGAAUCUGAUGGUGAGGACUUAGCCAAUGAGGUGGCUUUGUUAGCUGAAAGGAUAAGAAGGAGAUCAUUCAAUAAAUUUAAAGGAAAAGGUAGAAGUGGGCAAGCUGAUAAGACCAAGAAGCCAUUUGACGUGUCCAAGGUCACUUGCUACAAGUGUGGUAAGCCUGGACACAUGGCUGGUGAUUGUAGAUCCAAAGAGUCUUCUCAAGCUGUGCCAUCCAAAGGUGGAAGAAAUGAAAAAUACUCAAAGCUCAAGACCAAAUACAAGGCCUUGAAAGCACAAGUGGCUGAGCUGAGUAAGAAAGUUGAAAAAGAUGAGAAGAGUCUGAUAGCCAAAGACUGGGCUGAGAGUGCCACUUCCUCUGAUGAUGAGAAGUUUAAGGAUGCCAAGUGCUUUAUGGCUAAAGAAAAGUUUGCUGAGGAUCUUGUCAAGAUUCAACAGCAAUCUGAGUCAGCUCACAAGGCAUCUUCAAGUCAGACUGCUCCACCUAAGGAAAUUUCAAUUUUAAAACAAGAAGUAAGCUCAAAGAAUUUCACCAUUGAAAAGCUUGAAUCUGAAGUAAAAGCUCAAAAGCAAUUAAAUGCUAUUUUGGUCACUGAAGCUAAAACUUCAGAAGAAAAGUUUUUGAAAAUCAAGCAUAUAACUGAAUCAUGGUGCACUUGUUCCAAAAGAGCUGCAAAAUGUGUUAAUGUGCAAGUUCCUCAUCAUGUUCAAGCUAUUUUUGAUGGUGACUAUGAUAGAGCUAUUGCUAUCAGUGAAGUCUGUGCCAUGGAACCUUGUUAUCAGCCUCCUUCACCACCCAAAGUCCAAACCAAAGGAAAGAACUCUAAACCAAUUAUAUUGGUUCAGAAGUCUGGUAUUGGGUUUAAUGAUCUCGAGAAAGUUGGUCAAACCAUUGCUAAAGCUGUGUCUGAAUCUGAUAGGGUAGUUGAAUUAAAACCCGAGGAAACUCUUGAUUUAUCAAAACUAUCAAUUACCCAAUUUGUGUCAAAUUCAAAAUUUAAGUCAAACAAUGGUGAAUCAAAAAGAAAUAAAAGGAAGAUUAGAGAUCAUGUUGUUCCAAAAGAAAAGAGCAAAAUUCUGAAGAAUAAGAAGUCUGUUUCAAAUGGAAAUGUUUUACCAACCGAAUCUGUGUCUAAUCCAAACCACCUCAAAUCUGACUCUGACAAAAUAACUUCUAAAUAUGUUGAGUCCAGAAAAGGUAAGAUUUCUAGUGACACUAAUUUACUUACAAGUGUGUCUGAUUCAAAUAUUGUUGAUCAAAGUAAAUUAAGGUCUGAAUGUAAGAAAUCUGGAAUAGGCAAAGGUUUUGUUCAAGAGGAAACUCUAAAUGUUGCAAGAAAGAAUUUCAAAUCUGGCAAGGGUCAGCUUAAGCAACAAUGGGUUUCUAAAUGUGAUAAGAAUAUUGGUUAUGUUUCCCAAUCUGAGUCAGACCCUGUGAAGAGUGUCUUAUGUGAAUGGCUUGAAGCACAAUCUGAUAAGUUGAGUCAAUUGUGUGAUGCUGGCUAUGAAGUAAGAUUCCGAGCUGAUAAGGGCAUUGUUCUGGAUUUGGAAGGUAAUGUGGUGUUAAUUGCUGAGAGAGAUGAUUCCUUGUAUUCUUUUGAUAUGAGAAGUGCAACUGUGACAAGAGAACAUAAGAGUGAUGCAGCUGAUAGUAUUAUUCAUUUCAUCAAGCAAGCUGAAAUACUAUACAAAAGGCCUAUUAGGCAGUUGAGGAGUGACAAUGGUACCGAAUUCAAGAAUGUCACUCUCAACUCAUUCUGUAGUGAGAAAGGUAUUUCACAAGUGUACUCAGCAGCAAGAACUCCCCAACAAAAUGGAGUUACAGAAAGAAGAAACAGAACCCUGAUUGAAGCUGCCAAAUCCAUGAUGGCACAAAAUAAUGUCAAGCCUCAUUUUUGGGCUGAAGCUAUUCACACAGCCUGCUUCACUCAAAACAGAUCAGUCCUUGUUACAUUCUGA
Molecule: messenger RNA, 2343 nt
Organism: Erigeron canadensis
Lineage: Eukaryota; Viridiplantae; Streptophyta; Magnoliopsida; Asterales; Asteraceae
Exons: 5
Coding region: 1-2343 (780 amino acids)
Biological process (GO): DNA integration
Molecular function (GO): zinc ion binding; nucleic acid binding
Source: RefSeq, a predicted model, not a curated record